Molecule: messenger RNA, 2818 nt
Organism: Physcomitrium patens
Lineage: Eukaryota; Viridiplantae; Streptophyta; Bryopsida; Funariales; Funariaceae
Source: RefSeq, a predicted model, not a curated record
UCCCUCUCGUCUCACACUUGCCGUCUAUUUCUACCCCAACCUCUCUGUGACGUCGUUGGUCUAGUGUCAACGCUGCCUUUCUGGUUUUGUUCUAGCCUGGAUGUUUGUCUGAGUGUGCAUCGGUUCCGGGGUAUAUCCGCAGUUUCUUAGCAUAUUUCUGUAAUUUGGUUACGGUGCUCGGCACUGACGUAGUUGUGUUUCUUUUUGCUACUUUGCCUCGCUCUGUUGUUGCGUGUUGGAGGUGGGUUUUGAUCUGGUUGGAGAGGCCCUUGGGAGGAGGUGCAUUGGUGGUUGGGCGACGUGGGUUGGUUGCUUCCCCCGGUGCAUCGCGUGGUCCACACGUUUCUGUGUUUUGGUUUGUGGCUUUUGGAGGGAGGUGCAGAAGUGGGUCAUUGUGAACGGUUGUUGAUUUUGGCCCGUGUUCUGGUUUGCAAGUUCUUAGAUGUGACCUUGGGAGGAGCUUCACCGCUGGUUGGUGUGGCUGCUCAAUCUCGAAAAGUUGGCUUGAGGUGUGAUUCGAUUCCCUCGGUUGAGAAUGCGGCCUUUGUAAAAAGAAGAAUCUUCUUUCUAUUUUUCUCGCUCUGGAUAUUUCAUGUUGUUCUCCAUUUCUGGUACGGAGCGACGGUCUUGACUUUUGCGUAGAGUUUGGAAAGUGGUGUAUGCCUAGCGGCAUUUCGGAGCAAUGUGCCGAGGAUGCUGGCCAAUUUCCUCACUGUAUCCCGACACUCGCUUGGAUAGGUCUUUAUUACUGUCGUUAGCGUGCGUCAUGAAGUGAGCGAACGUUCCUCCGGGUAUUGCUCCGUGGUCCUGUGAGUCUUUGACGAUGACUUGAUUACCGUGUUGGCGAUUUUGCGUUUUCUUCACCGCGUUAUCGUGAUGGGUGCGGUUCUACUCAUGUAGCUCAUCGGUUGCCUGGAGUUGUUGCACGUAGUGGUAGAUUGAGGCAAUCUUUUAGCGUGUUGAUGAAACUCGGAGCUCACGGACAGGUUUGACUCGACUGUCCCUCUCGUGCCUCACCUUUUGCCAAAUAAUGGCUGUUGCGUGUUGUAAUCUCGCAACAUGGUUUGCAAAGCAAUCUGUAGAGAGACAGGUUGCGACGACGAAUGCGACGUCUACCUCACGUCAAGCUUGAUAUCGCCCUUCUGUCAUUCCUGAAGUUCAUCAGAGUUUGCCAAGCGCUCCGUGUGCGAGGGAUAGAAUCAUAAACUCCAUCGUUUAUAAUAUGGCAGCUCAAGGCGGGCCUGCUGUCAGGGCUCGCAAGGUUCCAAAGGACCACGGCGGACGUGAAAAUUCCAUCACUGAAGCGUCAGAGAGGGUGUUAGGCGACAGCGGGACUACUUGUGGCUACCAGGAAAGCGACAAAGACGGGUGCUGUGAUGACCACCCUCCUAAAAGUCCUAGCAGAGCGAAAGACUUGUGGCGUAAAGUGAAGAAGCAAUAUGCCUUAGUUGAAUAUCACGUCUUGCCAGAAUAUCUCAGGGACAACGAGUUUAUUUUGCGGCAUUACAGGUCUGAUUGGCCUAUGAGAGAAACGUUGCUGAGUAUAUUCACCAUCCACAAUGAGACCCUCAACAUAUGGACACAGAGAUGUGGCCACAAUGUUAAUUUCGCUAAUCGGAGAAUGAUUCAUGCAGGCAUUUGAUUGGUUUUUUGCUUUUCCUUGCUCUCACGAUUUACACAAUGCGGCAAGUACCGAAAGAAGGGGCCCUGGCUGAGCGGCUUUCAAGCAUGGUGCACAUGCCUAAGCGUGGUGACCUGCAUCAACUUCACGUUGAGCUAGUGACCUGCUUUCCUGCAUUAGCCAAUGUACCUUCGUUUCUUCAAGAGCAUUUACCUCAUAUCCUAUCCAAGUGUGUUCCGGACACUCCUAUUAUUGCUGCUAACAGUACGCAGCAAUGCUUCAUGCAAACCAUGAAAGACUCGUUAGGCGAGGAGCUGGACAUGAUGAUUGCAGGCGCCACGCGGGUGCCGUUUUUGGUGUUCAUGGGAGGAUCUAUGUUCUGUCUCUUAUCAAGCAGUUUUUGCCACCUCUUGUCCUGUCACUCUAGUACCUUGACAUACUGGUUGUUGCGCUUAGACUAUGUGGGCAUUGCUACCAUGAUUGCCACGAGCUUCUUCCCCCCUGUCUAUUACGUAUUCUUAUGCCAGCCAAUGUGGCGACACAUCUACUUGACUGGUAUUUCUCUGAUAGGGGUCGUAACCGUGGUUGUAUUUCUUGUGCCCGCAUUUCAAACAGCCAAGUAUCGUCCCAUGCGAGCCAUUGCCUUUGCAGCAAUGGGGAUGUCUGGAAUCAUACCUGCUGGACACAAGAUUUUCUUCUAUAUCCACGAACCAGUCUGCUUAGAGACUUUGUGGUAUGAGAUUGGCAUGAGUCUAUUUUAUCUUCUAGGAGUGAUAAUAUACGUCACACGGAUUCCUGAACGAUGGAAACCAGGUAUGUUCGACAUCGCUGGCCACAGCCAUCAGCUGUUUCAUGUGUUAGUUAUUGCUGGGGCUUACACUCACUACAGAGCCGGAUUGAUCUAUAUGAACUGGAGGGAUGCUCAUGGGUGCGUUCCUGGUUCACUCAUUUGAUUGAGUAGGUUUAGCCCAGAACCCGAGGGCUGAUUGUAGUAUAUCACAUGGAUUGGAUUUAGCCAUUCUUCACCUAUCCCGUCUCAUUGGUUGUCUCUUUUACCUGCUGAGGCCUUUGUGGGACUUGAGGUGGACAAUAGUUCAUGGCAGUUCUAAUUCAAUAUUUGUAUUAUUCUUGCUUUUAGGCAUUCGAUGCAGUUGAUGCCUUCAAGCCAAUAAUGUAACCAAAACAUUUAUCUCAGAA